Molecule: messenger RNA, 498 nt
Organism: Glarea lozoyensis ATCC 20868
Lineage: Eukaryota; Fungi; Ascomycota; Leotiomycetes; Helotiales; Helotiaceae
Product: Nudix
Exons: 1
Coding region: 1-498 (165 amino acids)
Source: RefSeq, a predicted model, not a curated record
AUGGCCGAUAUCAGCUCUAUCCAACAGGCCAAGACAAUUGGCUCACAGAACAAGGAUAUUCGAUACGAAGAGAGGAAAGCCGUUCGCCUUAUUAUUUCAAAUAGUCAAAACCAGAUCAUUAUCAUCCAUGUACAGAAAGGCAAUUAUUACAAGCUUCCUGGUGGUGGCAUCGAAGACGACGAAGAUCAUGCGCUAGCAGGUGAGAGGGAGGCUCUGGAGGAAACUGGUUGCAAGAUUUCGGUUGGAAACUUUCUAGGAGCGACGGAAGAAUGGAGAAACGACCUUCAUCAACUCUCUUACUGUUACAACGCCAAAGUUAUCGAAGACACGGGCGUUCUUGAGUUGACCGAGUUGGAGAUUGGAGAAGGGCUUACACACCAGUGGGUAGAUGUUGGAGCAGUUGUGAACAUGAUGAAGGCUUGUGUUCCAACGUCUGAGCUGGGGAAUUUCAUCAAGAAAAGAGAUCUUCACUUCGUUGAGAAGUUUAUGAAGUCUUGA